AUGAGCGAUAAAGAAGUGAUUAUUGUUAAGAAUCAAGGGUUGGAUGAUGGUUCGGACGUUUGGACACCAGACAUUGUUGUGGGUAUUGACUUUGGAAUGACCUUCACCGGUGUCGCCUACUCCUCCGCACCGGAAUGGCUUCCCCCGAAAACAAUACAGCGUUGGCCAGGAAGAUUACCUGGGGAGCUAGCCAAUAAAGUACCAACGUGCAUCGAAUAUGAUGAACAGGGCUUGGUGAAAAGCUGGGGUUUCCAAUGCGAUCAAGAAGACAAAUCGUCCAACAUCAAGGAGUUCUUCAAAUUACAUCUUGCGCCUCAAUACCAUGACGAUUAUCCGGGAGGCCCAAGCCGCGAACAAGCCCAAAAAUGGUUUCAGGAUUAUAUUCAGUGUGUCUACCGACACGCAGUUUCUCAUUUCAACAUUUGCAUCCCCAAUUUUGUUUCGCGUCAUGUUGAAUUUCUUUUCAGUGUUCCAACUACCUGGAAAGAUGUACGAAUGGUGGAAGAAACGAGAAGACUGCUCGAAAAAGCAAUCAGCGCUAAAACGCCUAUGCAUCGGGUUUCCAUAGGUCUCACUGAGGCCGAAGCCGCUGCAGUAUAUGCCGGCAAUGAACAUUAUCAUACAGAUGAGACAAUCUUGGUCUGCGAUGCAGGGGGAGGAACAACAGAUGUGAAUGUCCUGAAACUCAUUUCGUCACGAGGAGAGCCAACAAGGCUCGAACAGCUUGGACAUGUUGAAGGACAGCCAAUUGGUUCAGCUUUCAUUGACCGAAGUGUUUACAAUUUGAUACGUGCAAGAUUGGAGAAGAUUCAAGAUCAUCUUAGUUAUCCACCAGAGGAGGCAGCAUGGAAAAUGAUAUCAGGUCGUUUCCAGCGUUUGAAGUGCGCCUUUGGGACAGAAGCCACGGCAACACCUUGGUUGAAACUAGAUGUUCCAUUAUCAAACCCCAGUGAGGAUUAUAUUGAUGCAGAGAUAUAUGAUGGGCAGAUGCAAAUUGCAUGGGAGGAUCUGAAGCUCGCUUUUGACACGAAGAUUGAUGAAAUGAUUAAGCUCAUGGAUGGACAUAUUCGUCAAAUGCAUUCUAAAUACCCUGGAGACAGCAUCUCAUAUCUAGUCUUAUCAGGAGGCUUCGGAAGCUCCCCGUACGUACGUCAGCGUCUUGUGGAGACGUACAAUGAUUCGAGCUUCCAUGACCAUCCAAAUGCGGACGGAAUGCAAAUUCUCGUCGCUGAUGAACCACAGCUGGUAGUAGUUCAUGGUUUGGUCUUAGAUCGGAUCCAGCAGAUCAAACGUGGGGUCCUCACCUUUGGGUCGCGAUGCUCCCCCGUCAGUUACGGAAUUCUCUGUGACAAGAUCUAUGAUCCCGAGAAGCAUAUCGGACAGGCAGUCCGACUUGAUCCACGAGACAAGUUGACCUAUGCAAUCGAUCAGAUCGAUUGGCUUGUUAUUCAGGGUGCUCCAAUCUCAUAUCAGGGGUUGACCCGAAAGUUUCAACUGAAGACGGAUCCAGGUCGCGAGGAUAAACCCUGGAAAGUCAGCAUUGUCAUGUCAGCCCUCGCACCCAAUCAACUACCCUUGAACAUGACCCAUAGAAGCGUUCAGAAAGUUUGUGAUCUUGAUAUAUCCACUGAAAACGUGGAUAAGAAAUUGAAAAACAGACACUGGUACAAUACCAAGCCCACAUUCUGGAGAACCACUUUUGAUGUGAAGGUGGUGGUCGGGCCUGCUGAUCUCUCCUUUCAGCUCUGGUCGCGUGACAAGAGGAUCAUGAGCACUAAGCAUGAGGCUAUUGCAGUGAAGUGGAUGCCAGCAGGCGAAUUUGAUGAUUGA
This is a messenger RNA of Penicillium longicatenatum, 1830 nucleotides long. Its product is annotated as Hsp70 family protein. Bases 1 to 1830 code for a protein of 609 amino acids. NCBI's taxonomy places the organism in Eukaryota, Fungi, Ascomycota, Eurotiomycetes, Eurotiales, Aspergillaceae. The record is from RefSeq and is a predicted model, not a curated record. The transcript has 9 exons.